Messenger RNA from Solanum tuberosum (potato), 819 nucleotides. Its product is annotated as probable aquaporin NIP-type. The record is from RefSeq and is a predicted model, not a curated record. The transcript has 5 exons. The coding region runs from base 1 to 819 and encodes 272 amino acids. Gene Ontology annotation, molecular function: channel activity. Lineage: Eukaryota; Viridiplantae; Streptophyta; Magnoliopsida; Solanales; Solanaceae. Gene Ontology annotation, cellular component: membrane. Gene Ontology annotation, biological process: transmembrane transport.
AUGUCAACAAAAGACAUAAGAGAAAUAGAAGAAGGAAAUUGUUCAAAUUAUACCAAUAAUGCUAGUGGAGAAGAUUCAAGCCUCUGUACUUCACCUGAAGUUGUCAUUGUCAUUCAAAAGGUGAUAGCAGAGGUGAUCGGAACGUACUUUUUGAUAUUCGUAGGAUGUGGUGCAGUAGCUGUGGAUAAAACCUAUGGUUCAGUAACAUUUCCAGGAAUAUGUGUGGCAUGGGGUUUAAUUGUUAUGGUCAUGGUUUAUUCUGUUGGACAUAUUUCUGGUGCACAUUUUAAUCCUGCAGUUACUAUUGCUUUUGCAAUCUUUAGACAUUUUCCCUUCAAACAGGUGCCAUUAUACAUAAUGGCACAAUUGGUUGGGGCAAUUCUUGGAAGUGGAACAUUGUACUUGUUGCUGGAUUUGAAAACACAAGCAUUUUUUGGAACAACACCAGUUGGAUCAAAUGUUCAAUCUUUGAUUCUUGAAUUCAUCAUUUCUUACCUAUUAAUGUUUGUCAUUUCUGGUGUUGCUACUGACAAUAGAUCAAUUGGAGAGCUAGCAGGAAUUGCUAUUGGAAUGACUAUACUCCUAAAUGUUUUGAUUGCAGGGCCAGUAUCAGGAGCAUCAAUGAACCCAGCAAGAAGUAUUGGGCCAGCAAUUGUGAUGCAUCAUUAUAAAGGGCUUUGGGUUUACAUAAUUGGGCCUAUAUUAGGUACAAUAUGUGGUGCUUUCACAUAUAACCUAAUUAGGUUUACAGAAAAACCACUUAAAGAACUAACUCUCACUAAAACUACAACAUUUCUUAAGAGCAUGUCCAGAAAAUAA